Messenger RNA from Perca flavescens (yellow perch), 1788 nucleotides. RefSeq names its product Na(+)/H(+) exchange regulatory cofactor NHE-RF4-like. Bases 1 to 1788 code for a protein of 595 amino acids. Gene Ontology annotation, molecular function: protein-membrane adaptor activity; signaling receptor binding. The transcript is spliced from 13 exons. Gene Ontology annotation, biological process: protein localization to plasma membrane. The record is from RefSeq and is a predicted model, not a curated record. NCBI's taxonomy places the organism in Eukaryota, Metazoa, Chordata, Actinopteri, Perciformes, Percidae. Gene Ontology annotation, cellular component: apical plasma membrane.
AUGGAAUUUCCACGUUUCACCUUCAAUCCAAAGGAAGGGAUAGAUAAUCCAGCUCUGGUCAUCACUGAUGAUCCUGAGCCUGAUCAGAGCCCCAUGCCCAGACUGUGCCAACUGAAGCGUCUGGAGGGGCAGAGCUUUGGUUUCUACCUGCGCAUGGACCAGCGCAGCCAAGGUUUUGAGAUCAGAGAUGUUGAGCCGUGGAGUCCUGCAGAGCAAAGCGGUCUCAGAGACGGAGACCGAGUGCUGGAGGUCAAUGAAGAAUAUGUGGACAACAUAGACUUCUACAGGAGUGGCAGAUCCGGGAAAAAGGACGACUCGCCGACUAGCUUAACGAUGGAGGCUAUCUCGGCGCUACUGGACCAGCACCGCUCGGCAUUAGCAACAGACUUCAGGACCUCUUUCAGCCUGCUGGAAACAAAAUUUGAUCAAGUCCGUGCCACCGUGGAAGACCAGGGCCAACGUCUGAGCUCUCUCGAGCUUAUUUCAGAGGACCUGAGUCAGCGUGUCAGUGAGCUAGAAAAGGCAUGCUCCAGCCUCCGGGAAAACAACUCAAAGCUAACGGCUAAAGUCAUUGACCUGGAAGGUCGCAUCAGACGGCAAAACCUACGCAUUCUUGGCUGGCUGAGUCUACUGAAGGAGGACAACCUACCGAAUUCUUCUCGGGUCUGCUAUAGACCGCGACCGGUCAUCCUUCGUCUACAUCGCUACCGGAUAAAAGAUCUUCUGAUCCGUGAGGCUAGACGCAGGGGGAAAUUGGACUACCGCGGCCAGCAGAUCCGCAUUGUGGAGGACUACUGCCCAGAGAUUUUGAGCCAGCGCGCCGAAUACAGGGAAGUUAUGACGGAGCUGUACAACCGAGGACUCAAGCCCUCCUUGCUGUACCCUGCCCGGCUUCAUAUCACACUUUCCAGCGGGGAGAAGAUGUGGCUGUGCUCGGCGGAUGAAGCACGGAGAUAUGUCGACCGUCUCCCAGCUGUGGUGAGGAAGAUCCAGUCAUGCGGCUUACACUUGUUCCUCCUGGUGUUGAGGAGGGAAGAGUACGAACAGUCACUGUCUCUUGGCGUGGACUUGCAGACGCUGGCGAAGGCCUCCAAAGGGGACUGCUGGUUGAGACCCAGACUGUGUCACAUCAGCAGACACCCGGUACAUGGCCUGGGAAUAACCAUUGUCUCAGUGGAAGGAAAUAAGUUUACAACCUUUGAAAGUCAGAAGGGCCAGUAUACUGUGAGCACAAUGACUGAUGGUCCAGCAGAGAAAGCUGGUGUAUGCACUGGAGACAAACUGAUCUGGAUCAAUGGAGCCAUGGUGUCAACGCUCACACACUCCACUCUCAACAGAACUGUGAAGAAGAGUGGUGACUCAGUGACGGUGCUUGUCAUUGACCGUGAAAGUGAGUCUUGCUAUGUCAGGAGGAAGAUGCCCAUCCUGCCUGUGGUGGCAAAAUGCUGCGGCCUCCCCCACACUGCCAAAACCAUGCAUCUGGUUAAAGGACAUGAUGGAUACGGCUUUCUGCUGAGACAAGAGAAGUUGGCAGGCACUCGACGGAUAGUUCAUGUGCUGAGGGAGGUGGAUGUGGGAAGUCCAGCUGAGGGGGCAGGUAUGGUAGAUGGAGACCUGCUGCUAGCUGUCAAUGGGAAACCUGUUGAGUCUAUGGAACAUGAGGACAUCGUCAAAAAGAUUAGACAGAGUGGUGAUAAAGUCAUCCUCACCUCUAUAUCUAUACGAGGAAGAGACUUUUACAGAGAGUUAGGUAUCUCUCCUGUGUUAACCAGAGUGAAACCCCUCUGA